Messenger RNA from Saprolegnia parasitica CBS 223.65, 444 nucleotides. RefSeq lists its product as hypothetical. The record is from RefSeq and is a predicted model, not a curated record. The annotation marks the transcript as partial. Lineage: Eukaryota; Oomycota; Saprolegniomycetes; Saprolegniales; Saprolegniaceae. The transcript has 3 exons.
AUGGCGUCCUUCGAUGCGUUCGAGCUCCUCUCAGCGUGCUUGCAUCUGAGUGCAUUCGCCGGCGCCGUCAUCCGCGACGUCGUGCGCUCGGGCCAAGACCUCGACAUGGUCAACAAGGCCGACGGUGCCAUCGUGCACUUCGAUCCGCAGACGGUGGCCGACCGCCGGGCGCAGCAGCGCAUCGUCGAGUCGCUGCGCGGGCACUUUGGCCAGACGCUGCAGAUCGUGGGCGAAGAAGGCGUGCUCGAGCCGCCGGUGCCCGAGGACGUCACGACACCGCACACGACGCUCGUGGCUGGUGCGUACGCGGCGCUGGCGGCGGCCGACCUCAUUGUGUGGAUCGAUCCGCUCGACGGCACGCGCAAGUUCACAGAGCGUGCGGGGCGGCCGCUCGUUGGCGUCAUGCACCUUCCGUUUGUCGGCAGCCACGGCACGACGUACUAC